AUGGCUGACAUCUUGCCUGAAUGUCUCAUUCAAAAAAUACUCUGUUUUCUUAGUUAUACCGAAGCAACACGAAUGAGGAUUCUGUCCAAAACAUGGCUGCAAGCGUGGUCGACUCUUCCCAACUUGGACUUCACUACUAAUCGUUGGGAAGGCAAUACAAUGGUAGAUUAUUCACAGUUAGUGGACACAAUCAUGGAGAGAUAUAGGAAGGGGAAAAUCCCUAUAGAAAGGUUUGAAUUAUUAGAAAACAUUAAUGAUUCUCACAAAGACUUCUACUUCCCUUUGAUUGAUAAGUGGCUUGACAUUGCACUUCAGAAUGGUGUAAAAGAUCUUUUUCUUCAAUUUACAUCAUACCCCACGCCUAUUUUAACAAUCUUGGCAGGAAAAUCUUUAAGAGAAUUGGUUCUACGCUACUGUACUCUUAUGCCUGUUUCGUUAUCUAGUGGGGUUGUGAAUUGCAAUUCUCUGAGAAAGCUUUCUCUAUCUCAUGUAACAUUAGACGAAAACACGUUGGAUACACUAUUUAAUAGUUGUCCCUUGAUUGUCUCUUUCAUCCUUCAGUAUUGUUCGGCGUUGACGAUGACUCUUCGAAAGAUCAAGUCGGAUUCACUAAAGGUCUUGAAGAUUCAUCAUCUUUAUGGGAUAGAGGAGAUUGAUGCUCCAAAUUUGGUAUCACUUGACUAUAUGGGGAAUCAAAUUCCUGAACUUAAAAUGGCAAGAGAGUCAAGCCAAUUGGAGCACUCAAAAAUCACUAUUCUAUGCAGGUCCAGUAAUGCUGCAUGGUUUUGUAAGUUGAAGAAGCUUCUAUCAAAUUCAUCCUCAUCCUCUAAAGUUACCCUUCAAUUUUUCAAUUGCACCGAGAUCAGCAUGACAGAUUUGCAAAUGGACCACAUAGGUUCUAUCCCCCGGGUGGACGUUUUAGAUGUAUAUUGUCCGGAUCAGACUAUGGAGUGCCAAACUUUUGUGGAUGCUUUGCUAUGGAGUUGUCAUCCCAGGAAACUCCAACUAGUAUCAAAUAUUAUUGGAACGAUUACACAUUUCAUCGAUCGUUUAGUGUAUAUGAAGAAUUCGAGUCAUUCCACUUUUCAUAGAAGCACACCUUGGCAUAGUCAAUUAAAAGAAAUAAAAGCUUUUGAUGGAAAAAAUCAGCCGCUGCAACUCAGAAGUGGGGAGCUUGCAAGGACCCUUAACGAGGGGGAGAGAGUUUAUUUUUUAUUAGAUUGGUGA
Messenger RNA from Solanum stenotomum, 1227 nucleotides. Its product is annotated as putative F-box protein At1g49610. The record is from RefSeq and is a predicted model, not a curated record. Bases 1 to 1227 code for a protein of 408 amino acids. Lineage: Eukaryota; Viridiplantae; Streptophyta; Magnoliopsida; Solanales; Solanaceae. The transcript has a single exon. Gene Ontology annotation, molecular function: protein binding.